UUCUCAUUUUCUGUAGAAGUCAGAGUCUCUCCAAACUCACCUACGCUCUCUUCAACUAACCUCCAUUCCCCAACGCCGACGACGGAGAGGCUCUGAUUUCGAAAUUCGGUGGAAACUUUUUCUUCUGUGCUCGACUUCGAUCGCAAUUCAUCUUCUCUACAUGGAAUCCACUACCGAGAAGCUUUCCCCCUUCGAUUUGAUGACUGCGAUCUUCAAAGGAAUGAAGCUCGACAAUUCGAACGCCUCCGCGGAUGCUGCUCAGCCCAACGUGGUGGCGAUGCUGAUGGAGAACAAGGACCUCAUGAUGAUGCUCGCUACCUCAGUCGCGGUGCUCCUCGGCUGCGCCGUCUACCUGAUUUGGCAGCGCGGCGCCGGAUCGGCGAAGAAGGCGGCGGAGCCGCCGAAGCUCGUGGUUCCGAAGAUGUUCUCCGAGGCCGAGGAGGAGGAUGAUGGGAAGAAGAAGGUCACCAUCUUUUUCGGGACGCAGACUGGCACCGCUGAAGGCUUUGCCAAGGCCCUUUCCGAAGAAGCUAAAGCUAGAUACCCGGAGGUCAACUUUAAAGUGGUUGACUUGGAUGAUUAUGCGGCUGAUGAUGAAGAGUAUGAGGAGAAGUUGAAGAAGGAGACUUACGCAUUCUUUUUCCUUGCAACAUAUGGAGAUGGUGAGCCUACCGACAAUGCUGCGAGGUUUUAUAAAUGGUUUGUCGAGGGAAGGGAAAAGGGAAACUUGUAUAAGAAUCUCCAUUUUGGUGUUUUUGGCCUUGGAAACCGGCAGUAUGAACAUUUCAACAAGAUUGCAAUAGUGGUGGAUGAGAUUCUCGCCGAGCAAGGUGGAAAGCGGCUUAUCCCUGUGGGUCUUGGAGAUGAUGAUCAGUGCAUUGAAGAUGAUUUUUCAGCAUGGCGCGAGAAUGUGUGGCCCGAGUUGGAUAAUUUACUCCGUGAUGAAGGUGAUGCAACAACUGUUUCAACUCCAUACACUGCCGCAGUUUUGGAAUACCGUGUUGUGUUUCAUGACCAACCAGAAGAAUUGGCAUCAGUGAAUGGCUUUGCCAAUGGUCAUGCCAAUGGCACUGCUGCCUAUGAUUCUCAGCAUCCCUACAGAGCAAACGUUGCUGUAAAGAAAGAGCUUCAUACCACUCUAUCUGAUCGCUCUUGCACUCACUUGGAAUUCGAGAUAUCUGGCAGUGGAUUAGAGUAUGAAACAGGGGAUCAUGUCGGUGUGUACUGUGAGAACUUGAUUGAGACUGUUGAGGAAGCCGAAAGAUUACUUGGUCUCUCUCCUGAAACAUACUUCUCAGUUCACGCUGAUAAAGAGGAUGGCACACCACUUGGUGGAAGUGCCUUGCCUCCUCCCUUCCCGCCUUGCAGUUUGAGGACUGCACUAAGCCGCUAUGCCGAUCUUUUGAGUGCUCCUAAAAAGUCUUCUUUGAUUGCAUUAGCUACUUAUGCUUCCGACCCUAGUGAUGCUGAUCGGCUUAAACAUCUUGCGUCCUCGGCUGGAAAGGAGGAAUAUGCACAGUAUAUCGUUGCUGGUCAGAGAAGCCUGCUUGAGGUCAUGGCUGACUUCCCAUCUGUCAAGCCUCCUCUUGGUGUUUUCUUUGCAGCAAUUGCUCCUCGCUUGCAGCCUCGAUUCUAUUCUAUCUCAUCCUCCCCAAAGAUCGCAACUUCAAGAAUUCAUGUCACUUGUGCAUUGGUGUAUGAGAAAACUCCCACAGGAAGAAUCCACAAGGGUGUCUGCUCAACAUGGAUGAAGAAUGCCGUGCCAUUGGAGGAAAGUCCCAACAGCUCUUCUGCAUCUAUUUUUGUUAGGACCUCUAACUUUAGACUCCCUGCCGAUCCUAAACUACCAAUUAUCAUGAUCGGCCCAGGAACUGGCUUGGCUCCGUUUAGAGGUUUCCUUCAGGAGAGAUUAGCUUUGAAGGAAUCUGGUGCAGAACUUGGUCCUGCUUUAUUUUUCUUCGGUUGCAGAAACAGAAAAAUGGACUUCAUUUAUGAAGAUGAACUGAACAACUUUGUUGAAGCUGGAGUGAUCUCUGAGCUCGUCCUUGCAUUUUCACGUGACGGACCUACCAAGGAAUAUGUUCAACAUAAGAUGGCACAAAAGGCCUCGGAACUGUGGAAUAUGAUCUCAGAAGGAGCCUAUGUUUACGUAUGCGGUGAUGCUAAGGGCAUGGCGCGUGAUGUCCACCGAACUCUCCACACUAUCGUUCAAGAGCAGGGCUCUCUGGACAGCUCAAAAACCGAGAGCUUUGUAAAGAAUCUGCAGAUGACGGGAAGGUACUUGCGUGAUGUAUGGUAAUAGUUGUUACGUACGGUGAUUAAUAAAAAGUCGGGAGGCUAUUAUACCAAUCGGCUUUGCACGAAGUGCCUUGUGAAUUACUAGGAAGGUAAUGUGCAAAGAAUUGCCUACUCAAAACCCAAGGGAUGCCUGAAGUGUUGUAAUCUUACUUUCUUGUCAUUCUUUACAACUAGUUUAUUAAGGGAUUUUUUUGUUCGGUUGCUAUGGAAUAUAAAUAUAUAUAUGUAUUACAUACAAAUAAUUACUGAAUUUUAUGCUAGUAAACGAUUUAGGUGAAGGUCCGUUGUAAUUUUAUUGAGCUGGGAGGAUAUGUGCAUCUGACUAAACAUGGUAAUUUUGCACUUAUAUAUAUUCUUUUCUUUUGUUUAA
Salvia hispanica is the source of this 2668-nucleotide messenger RNA. RefSeq names its product NADPH--cytochrome P450 reductase-like. NCBI's taxonomy places the organism in Eukaryota, Viridiplantae, Streptophyta, Magnoliopsida, Lamiales, Lamiaceae. Gene Ontology annotation, molecular function: NADPH-hemoprotein reductase activity; FMN binding; flavin adenine dinucleotide binding. The record is from RefSeq and is a predicted model, not a curated record. Gene Ontology annotation, cellular component: cytosol.